AUGACAUGGAUCGGCGCAGAGCGCCUGUGGGCGAACUUCACUCAGAAAGCAUACAACGGUAUUCGCGUCCAGUUCAACAACGCUUUUAGGGUGUUGUUGCGGCUGCCUCGCUUCUGUAGCGCCUCGGGCAUGUUCGCUGAAGCUCGCGUCGACUGCUUUUAUACGACUAUGGGGAAGCGUAGCACGUCUCUGGUGCGCAGGUUGGUGUGGUGGUGCUGGGUGUUGCUGGUGGUGUCUGCUGAGGAGACUCCUCCUGGGCUGGUGGCCAAGGACAGCGAGCAUGACCUGCAGGCUGAGGCUACGAACAACGCACCCCAGGCCCAGAAGAGAGAGGCGGCCUUAUCCAACUCUUACGGCGAGCCUCUUCCAGCCGACGCGUAUGGACCGCCGAGGGAUAUACCCAUUAUCCCCGACGGCCAACCUGCUCCAGUAUACGGCGUACCGGACAACAGCAUCAACAUCUUCCAACAGACUCCUCCUGGGGCGUACGGACCACCAGCCCCCGUGGUCUUCCCCUCUCAAACGUACCAGGGACCACCACCCCCACCGAUAUCCAAGCCUAAGCCCCUGUACGGACCUCCGAAGAUCUAUGGACCUCCAAAACCGGUUUACGGACCUCCAAAGUCUGUUUAUGGGCCCCCCAAGAAAACUUACGGACCACCGAAGCAGAAUCUUCCAAAGCCGACGUACGGAGCACCUUUUAAGCCGCCAAAGAUAGUCUUUCCGAAAAAUAUUUAUGGUGCACCAAAGCCGAUUUACGGGCCACCUAAACCGAUUUAUGGUCCCCCUAAACUCAACUACGGACCACCUGUAAACGGACCUGCUAUUCCACUUGAUCUACCUCCAGUAAAUCUUCCACCUAACUUCGCUAUCAACAACAAUAUUGACUUGGGAUUGAACCUACCAGCCCCUAUUUACGGUACCCCUCUGCCAAAUCUUCCGUUGGACUUAAAGCCUAACUUCCCGAUCCCAGCUGAUACGUACGGUCCGCCAGGGCAUUCUUUAGGACCUAUAGGUCCCGUGGGUCCUGAAGUGCUUCAGGGGAUCAGCAACGUCCACUAUGGUCCUCCACAACCGGAUCCGAACCCUAGGCCUCCGCAUCCAGGUAUACCUGCACCACCAACACCUCCUCAUGUCUUGUACGAUGGUUGGAAGCCAAUCCCUGGAGUAUCGAAACCUCUAGUUGAAAUCGAAGAGCAUCAUCAUCACCAGCAAAAUGUCCAAGACCAAUAUGGGCCUCCGCCACCCCCACCUCCAGAAAUCCACAUCAAUUUGGAUGGAAACUCCUUGCCAAAUAUUGAUCAGCACCAACAAUUCUCUGGAGCUCAGAUCAACACUGGAUACUCGAGUGUACAUCAAGAUGCUUUAGCUAAUAUUGACUUGAAUGCAAUCGUUGGCGGCGAUUCGAACCAUAUCGACCAGUCUAAGACUGUCUUUGAGGCGCAUUACACCGAGACUCAACAUGGUGGUGACUUCGGUGGUACUCAACUUGCGUUAUCAGGUCCUGAGCCUUUGGACACUUAUGGGGCUCCACCCGCGGAGUCCCUAUCAAGCGGACCAUACCCGGCUUCCAUAAGACAGCAGGGCGCCAAAGGUCUGAUUCCUCCAUCAGGAAUCUACGGAGUACCUCCUGGUAGCCAAUACGGUGCACCACCCAGACCUCAACCGAACCUUCCAAUUCCUUACGGAUCCUUCUCUGGCGGUGGCCAUUCUGGAGGAAACUCGCCAAGACAUCCCAUCAAAUUCAGAGAGCCUGUACCUGAUGGUCUGAUUCAAUCCGUCGGUCACAUAACACAUCAUAAGGACCACCAUGGCAAUAACCAUUUGUCUCAAGGCCCAGCUUACUUGCCUCCACCAAUCCGCGAAGUAAAAGACGUCAAUCAAGACCUUGGGAACCACGGACUGAGCAGCUUAUCUCUAUCCAUAGAGCCUUCAAAUCUCUACAGCCUGCCACAUUCUGGUAACCCAAUCACCUUCCAACAACAACAACAAAGUCAUCAUCAUCAACAACCACAACAGCCUAACAAUCUGUACGGUUCUCCUGUUGACUCCUAUUCGGUGCCUCUGUUCACAGUGGGUGACCACACCGCUUCCGGAUCAAACGUGAAUGAAGUAAAAACCACCCUGGACGGAUCAAUUUUCGCCAAUCUAUCCAAUCUGGAAGCUGCAGCGAUUCUGAAACACUGUCCUUACCAUGAAGCUAUAUUAAAAGCGGCGAAAUUCGGUGACAAGAUUCCUUCGGAUUUAGCGUCCAGCUAUGUCGCAAGUUUAAGCUCUUUAGGCUCGACUCUUUCUAAAAACCAGCAGACAUUGAUUUCACCACAAAAUGAUUUUAACAAACCAGCACCCGGGUCCCAAUCCGUCUCCUACAGCACCAAGGACUUGUCAACAGCCUCACAUACUUUAGUUCAGACUGUGGUAGCCAACGACAUCAAAACAGAGAAGACAGAAAAGAACAGCGUCCAAAAAGGCAAGUCUAUGAAAGACAAAGAUGCUUACAAAGACGAAAGACUGCAGUUCGUUUCCAACCAAAUUCAGCAGACGUCUGAGAAAAUCAACAAACUAAGCGAGGAAGCGAAGCAGUUGCAACAAAAGAUUGUUUCCACCAGUCAAAACAUCAACCAAGUUAAUGGACAACUAAGUAACUCGGCCGAUAUACCUAUCAAAGGUAACCUAGGAAGUUACUCUCUGCAAAUCCAAGCAGCUGAUAGUCCUAACGGCAAGAACAACCCUACGAUACCUCACGAGCAGUUACUCUCUGAAGGUUUACUGCAGAGCAUUUUAUCAGCCAUUGAAGAACCUAGGCAAACCCAGGUCAAAGUCCAAAGUCAACCUGGACAAAUAUCCUUUAGCCAAGCCAUGAACUAUGCUAGCUUGGACACCGGAGGUCUCGUUUUACCAGCUGGAUAUGAACCUGUCGAUCACACGAAGAUCAAAGAAAUCCAAAGCACAAAUAAAGACAUAAAGAAAAUCUUACACAGUGAGAUCAUUCACAAACACCGUGGGGACAUACCCUUCACAGAAUGCGACUUGAAGAGCGAGAAUUCAGUCAAACACAGUAUCCGAGUGCCACCACCAAGUGUGGACAAUAUAAAACCAGUUGACGAAAUCGACAUGAACGAUGUUGCGAUAUAUUUCGAUGAAAAAACAGAAGAUAAGGAACCAGUAACCGAAAUAUCGGUUGCUACUAGCAUAAGUGAAAACGUAGACGAUUAUAAGGAUAAAGCGCCCGAAUUUGGCGAUAAAAUAGCUAAGAAACAGUCCUGAGGAUAGUCUAGUCUUAACCAGUGGGCCUUUCAGUACAAAUAUUUGAGUAUUUCCUAAGAGGUUUAAGAAUACAAAUUUUGUUUACAUACUUACACAUAAUUUUAA
Molecule: messenger RNA, 3372 nt
Organism: Pectinophora gossypiella (pink bollworm)
Lineage: Eukaryota; Metazoa; Arthropoda; Insecta; Lepidoptera; Gelechiidae
Exons: 8
Coding region: 1-3267 (1088 amino acids)
Source: RefSeq, a predicted model, not a curated record